GCCGCGAUGCCCGCCCCCCGGGGCCCCGGCGGCCCGCGCCCCUGCUAGGCUGCGGCGGCAUGGCCCGCGCGCCCGGCGCGACCUCUGCGGAUUGCAUCGGUGUGCGGCGGCGGGGCAUGCCCAGGGCACCGGGCACGGCCUUCAAUGGGCGAGGACACGGACACGCGGAAAAUUAACCACAGCUUCCUGCGGGACCACAGCUAUGUGACUGAAGCCGAUAUCAUCUCUACUGUUGAGUUCAACCAUACCGGAGAGCUGCUGGCCACAGGCGACAAGGGUGGCCGGGUUGUCAUCUUCCAGCGGGAACCGGAGAGUAAAAAUGCGCCUCACAGCCAAGGCGAGUAUGAUGUCUACAGCACCUUCCAGAGCCAUGAGCCUGAGUUCGAUUAUCUCAAGAGUCUGGAGAUAGAGGAGAAAAUCAACAAGAUCAAGUGGCUUCCGCAGCACAAUGCUGCCCACUCCCUGCUGUCCACCAAUGAUAAAACUAUCAAACUAUGGAAGAUCACGGAACGAGAUAAAAGGCCUGAGGGAUAUAACCUGAAAGAUGAAGAAGGGAAGCUUAAGGACUUGUCCACGGUGACGUCACUGCAGGUGCCUGUGCUGAAGCCCAUGGAUCUGAUGGUGGAGGUGAGCCCACGGAGGGUCUUCGCCAACGGCCACACCUACCACAUCAACUCCAUCUCCGUCAACAGCGACUGUGAGACGUACAUGUCGGCGGACGACCUGCGCAUCAACCUCUGGCACCUGGCUGUCACCGACAGGAGCUUCAACAUCGUGGACAUCAAGCCAGCCAAUAUGGAGGACCUCACGGAAGUGAUCACGGCGUCUGAGUUUCACCCCCACCACUGCAACCUCUUUGUCUACAGCAGCAGCAAGGGGUCCCUGCGUCUCUGCGACAUGCGUGCAGCCGCUCUGUGUGACAAGCACUCCAAACUAUUCGAAGAGCCCGAGGACCCCAGUAACCGCUCCUUCUUCUCCGAGAUCAUCUCCUCUGUGUCGGACGUGAAGUUCAGCCACAGUGGCCGGUACAUGCUCACCCGGGAUUAUCUCACGGUCAAAGUCUGGGACCUGAACAUGGAGGCGAGGCCCAUAGAGACCUACCAGGUCCAUGAUUACCUUCGGAGCAAGCUCUGUUCCCUGUAUGAAAACGACUGCAUCUUUGACAAGUUUGAAUGUGCCUGGAACGGGAGCGACAGUGUCAUCAUGACCGGGGCCUACAACAACUUCUUCCGCAUGUUUGACCGGAACACCAAGCGGGAUGUGACCCUGGAGGCGUCGAGGGAGAGCAGCAAGCCCCGGGCCGUGCUCAAGCCACGGCGCGUGUGCGUGGGCGGCAAGCGCAGGCGGGACGACAUCAGUGUGGACAGCCUGGACUUCACCAAGAAGAUCCUGCACACGGCCUGGCACCCGGCCGAGAACAUCAUCGCCAUCGCAGCCACCAACAACCUGUACAUCUUCCAGGACAAGGUGAACUCUGAGAUGCACUAGGUGGGCGCAGAGCCCUGUCUGAGAUAUGACCACCGAGCGGCCCGGCCAGGCUGCCUCUGCUGGCCACGCUCUCUGUUUGGAAACAGGAGUCAGGAGCGUUCACAGCCACGGACCUUGAAAUGGGCGUGAUCAUCGUCUUGGGGUCUUGGCCCUUCAUUCCCGUCCUUAACCGUGUGCUGCCUGCUCCACGAUUAGGACUUGGAUUUCUCCAGGCUCACACUUCACUUCUUCCAGCAGCAACUCUGAGGGGAAGCAGGCGCCCUGGGAACACCCCUCCCUGCCAGGGGGCCCCAGAUCAGGGCUCUGGGGACAGAGGACAGGACGGACUCAAACAAGCCAGCCAGGGAUUCUUUUGAUUAUCAGUGGAGCAAUUUUCACUGUCUCAGAGCCGAGGGUCUUCCCUUGGCUUUUUGAAUCAUGAAUUCAUGCUGAGAAUUGGCAGGUGCAAGCUGCUCUUUUAGAUUGUUUUAAGUCUUUCAAUACCCCCCGUCUGGCGUUUCCGGAGAGGAGAGGGGGGCAGUGAAACCCGCCUGUGCGUGUGCCUGUCCUCCUCACCAUGUCCCCAACCUUUGCUGAGUGUGGGCCAGGGGCCAGACAUGGUGCUCGGCCCAUUAGGUGCGUGCGUGGAUUCAGUCCCCUCUCCACGGGGCUCUGCUGUCCCGCAUCAGGGUCACUGGGCGCCUCCUGGGAGCUCAUGAAGGCUCUGUCUGUGACCCUGGAAGGUGGGUAUCUGUUCACUUACUCCGUUCACUUACACCAGCCCCUCAUUGAGUGCUGGGCUUUGCCAGGUGCCAGGGACAAACGGUGAAGAAUUGUCCUUCCCGCUCUGCACAUGAGGCAGCGGGCCCUGACAGCAUGAACAGUCGGUCCAAGGCACACUCCGACCAAGUGGUUGAGUCAGGAAUCCUGGGCAGGUCUUCAUGCACACUGCCUGCUUUCUGACUCACCAUGUCGGCUACUCCCGUUAAAGCAGCAUUCUUGUGUGGAAGGUUCUGGAAACACCCCUUCAUCUUGGCGGGCUUGAUAGAGCACAUGGGUGAUGACGAGGGUCCAGCGGGGCGACCCGAGCCGCAGCAUGGAGAACGGAGAAGACCCCAGUGGUGCCAAGCUCUGUGGGGUGACUUCGGG
This is a messenger RNA of Mustela lutreola (European mink), 2616 nucleotides long. It is a transcript of the gene PPP2R2C, whose product is annotated as protein phosphatase 2 regulatory subunit Bgamma. Lineage: Eukaryota; Metazoa; Chordata; Mammalia; Carnivora; Mustelidae. Bases 145 to 1488 code for a protein of 447 amino acids. Gene Ontology annotation, biological process: peptidyl-serine dephosphorylation. Gene Ontology annotation, cellular component: protein phosphatase type 2A complex; cytosol. The transcript is spliced from 9 exons. Gene Ontology annotation, molecular function: protein phosphatase regulator activity; protein binding. The record is from RefSeq and is a predicted model, not a curated record.